Molecule: messenger RNA, 540 nt
Organism: Ooceraea biroi (clonal raider ant)
Lineage: Eukaryota; Metazoa; Arthropoda; Insecta; Hymenoptera; Formicidae
Product: chymotrypsin inhibitor
Source: RefSeq, a predicted model, not a curated record
GCGACCGAUACCUAUCAUCAGUCCAUUUCGAGUUUCUCGAGCACUACCGAACACAGCACCCAGCCGAAAACACAGACAUGGCCCGCGCAAUCGUUUUCCUGUUCCUCAUCGUCGCAGUUGCUACCAUCAGCGCUGUGCCUCCUUGCGGCGAAAACGAGGUGUAUAACAGCUGUGGUUCAUCGUGCCCAAGCACUUGUGAAACACCAAAUCCCCCUAUUUGUACGCUGGCCUGUAUCCCUGGUUGUGACUGCGCUGAAGGAUACGUGAGAAACGCCCAGAAAAAAUGCGUGCUCACACAGAAUUGUUAAACAAACAAAACAUUCGUUCGAGUUAAGGAGUAUUACAUAAAAUUUCAUGAGAAUCUGAUCGACAUUCACGAUGAAAUGUCUUCGUUGACUAGCAAGUUUGCUAUACUUUUACUGUUAGUGGUAUCUGAAAACGUAAACGAUUGUUUUAUGUAAUUGUAUAAUUACCGAAUUACUUAGUUUUGUUAAACAAACAUGGCUUUGUGUUUUCAAUAAAAACUAUUUAUAUACUUAA